Oncorhynchus gorbuscha (pink salmon) is the source of this 3129-nucleotide messenger RNA. It is a transcript of the gene rabgef1, whose product is annotated as RAB guanine nucleotide exchange factor (GEF) 1. Gene Ontology annotation, biological process: vesicle-mediated transport. The transcript has 11 exons. The record is from RefSeq and is a predicted model, not a curated record. Gene Ontology annotation, molecular function: guanyl-nucleotide exchange factor activity; small GTPase binding; zinc ion binding. The coding region runs from base 169 to 1797 and encodes 542 amino acids. NCBI's taxonomy places the organism in Eukaryota, Metazoa, Chordata, Actinopteri, Salmoniformes, Salmonidae. Gene Ontology annotation, cellular component: endocytic vesicle; cytosol.
CGUGGGACUUUUAUUUUGAGAAUUUUCGAAAUUCCGUGACACUGAAGUACUUUUUUAGUGUUGCUGACGAGACGCUGAUCCCAGCCGCACAGUCAGUGGCUACUGAAGAAGGUGUCUCGUCCUCUGUAAAAGCCAGCUCUUAUAAGUUCCCUCCACCCAGGCAGCUAGAUGAGUCAGCGGAAGGAGCGCCGCGGGAUCCACGUGGACCAGUCAGAGCUGCACUGCAACAAGGGCUGCGGUUACUAUGGCAAUGCCGCCUGGCAGGGCCUGUGCUCCAAGUGCUGGCGGGAGGAGUACCAGCGGGCCCGGCAGAAGCAGAUCCAGGAGGACUGGGCCCUAGCUGAGAAGCUGCAGAGGGAGGAGGAGGUUGCCUAUGCCAGCAUCCAGGGGGCCCAGUCCCAGCCCCAGGCACAACCCCAGGCCUCUCUGGCGCCCUUCUCCAAGUUCGAGGAGAAAAAGACCAAUGAGAAGACACGCAAGGUGACCACUGUGAAGAAGUUCUUUAGUCCCUCGUCACGGACAGCCCCCAAGAAAGCCCCCACUGUGGGAGAGGAGAAGCUGACAGGCCUCAGGGACUGGAGAGGAAUGUUUACUCCCCCUUGGGAAAUGGGCUCUCCCACCGAAGCACUGGUGGCAAGACUCAGAGAGAACCAGGAGGGCAAGACCCCCAGCCCCUCCAUCAGCCGCCAAUCAAGCAUUGAGACAGACCGUGUCUCCAGAGACUUUGUGGACUUCCUGAAGACUCUGCAUAAGCCUGGCCGUGAGGUCCACAAGCAGAGCCGAGCCUUCAUCGAGAUCAUGGCCAACAAAAAGGACUUGAGUGCUGACGAGCUGUCAGAGUGUGUCCAAGACUUCUACCAGAAUUUGUCUGACCGCCUCAUGACUCAUUUUAAAGGCUCUUCAGAGCGUGUGGAGCGAGUGAUGGACGAGGUGGAGAAGUACAUUAUGACACGCCUGUAUAAGAGUGUCUUCUGCCCCGAGACCACAGACGAUGAGGAGAAAGACCUGGCCACUCAGAACCGGAUACGGGCGUUACACUGGGUGGACAUUCAGAUGCUUUGUGUGCCAGUGGAUGAAGAGAUCCCAGAGGUUUCAGACAAUGUGGUCAAAGCCAUAACAGAUGUCAUCGAGAUGGACUCCAAGCGGGUACCCCGGGACAAGCUAGCGUGCAUCACGCGCUGCAGCAAGCACAUCUUCAGCGCCAUCAAGAUCACGAAGAGUGAGCCAGCCUCGGCCGACGACUUCCUGCCCACCCUGAUCUACAUCGUGCUGAAGGCCAACCCUCCACGCCUGCAAUCCAACAUCCAGUACAUCACCCGCUUCUGCAACCCCAGCAGGCUCAUGACUGGAGAGGACGGAUACUACUUCACUAACCUGUGCUGUGCAGUUGCCUUCAUCGAGAAACUGGACGCCCAGUCUCUCAACUUGGACCCAGAGGACUUUGAACGCUACAUGUCGGGCCAGGCCUCUCCUCGCAGGCCUGAGGCAGACAGCGGCUGGCCCCAGGUGGACCCUCCUACUGGUUCUGCUGCCUCCAGUCCCGCCCUAUCCCAGGUCUACCAGAACCUGGACCUCCUGUCUGGCCUGGGGAGCAGACAGGACAGGGUUCUGGAGGGGGUGCAGAGCCUGCAGAGAGACCUGAUCACCUGGCAGGAGAGUGUGGAGCGAGAGGUGCAGGAGAUCCUGGAGAAGUACCCGCUGGAGAUCCGCCUGCCCACCCCCUCCGCCAUUGACUCAGACAACGUGGAAAACGACCGGCUUCCACCACCACUGACGCCCCAGGUGUUUGCUGGGUAAUGUCUCUGCAGAAUCGGAGGCAACAAAGGGCUUCUUGAGCAAAUGACUGCGCCUCUCUAAUGUCUUGAGACGUCAUUGGCUCUUCACUUUGGUGAGGUUCAGGAAGUGGCAGCCCCCUCCUGUCUCCACUGCUACGCUUUUAAACAUUCUCACAUACUGUAAGCUUUGGUCCAUUUUGGCCCCUAGACCCUUUUCUGAUAGCAUUCACAGAUCUUACUAUCUCAGCCUGGUUAAAUUAAGCAUUAAUAGAUCAAAAGGAUGGACUAAGUUUGAGGAAAAGGGUUUAGGGACUGAAAUGAAGCCAAGCCAAAACAAUGCUCCUGCAUACACAUACUCCUUUUAGACCAGACCUCUUCAGAUGGCCUCACACUAUGUAUGGCGGAGUUGGCAUUCGGCCCUAGUCCGUAAUCCUCUACAACCACGCUGCACAGACCCAGGCGGCACAUCUUGAUACUGUAAGAUUACUUCUCCAGCUUGUAGUGCCGAAAGGGGUAUGUAUUUUUAGAUGGCUGCUGCUGAAUUUGGGAAACGCUGACUUCUGCAUCUUGCAGUAUGCACUCUGCAGAAUUGUAUAAUCUGCUUGCAUGUGCUUUGCUCCUAUCCUUCUUGAGUCUCCAGCGAGGGACCAGGGUGCAGGCUAAUUGUGCGCAAUGGGGGGAAAAGGGAUGUGUUUCAUCCAAAACCAAAGGUCUUAAGCUGGUUCUUAUGUGAUUAUACCCCAAUGAGUGGUCUCAACUAAUAUUUGUAAUGGUAAUAUAGAGCGCUUAAUCAUCAGAAAAGUAUGAAUUAGGUAGGUAAGGUUAUUUUAACUUCUCUCAUUAAUUUUAUAUCUCAACUAUGUGUCAGUAUAAGAGCCCUUACUGUAAGGACCUUUUUCCUGAUGAUGUGAUCUGACCAGGAAAACUCCUGUUACUCUCAUGUAGGAUGCCCAUGAGGCAUAGUAAUGCUGAAGCAUGCUUCUUAUUAUACCAUGGAAUCGCAGGGCAAUAUUUUUUUUAAAUAAUUGAACCAUGGUGCUGAUGCUGUAAACUACAAUGUGUACUACAAUAGGGAAAUGAUCCUGUAUGUUCCUAAAUGAACAAUGUAUUAAAAGGGAAUUUAUUCUCCCAGGUACAUAAUAUGUAUUGGUUGGGGAUAACAAUAUUAUUGGGGGGCAGUGUAAGAAGUUAGCUUUUUAACACGUUAAUGUUGGAUAAACAAUUACUACCUAUGGUAUUGUAAGGCAAAGCACAUACAGUGGGGCAAAAAAAUAUUUAGUCAGCCACGAAUUGUGCAAGUUCUCCCACUUAAAAAGAUGAGAGGCCUGUAAUUUAUCAUAGGUACACUUCAACU